GUUCAAAGCCAAUCCAUGUUUCUUUAUCAAUAAUAUCAUUAAAUGGACUCUGAAGAAUUUAAUUACGAAUCCAAUAACUAGUUCUAUUAUGAGGAAUUUUUAACAGAACCUCUUGAUCUGGUUGCUCAAAAUUCCCAAUAAGAAUUAAUAAGCAUAGAUAAUUUCUUAAUCAAUCACACCCUAUCAAAAGAAAGAAGAUCUUUAAUGGUUAAAUGGAUAAUUUAUGUAUUUGAUACUAUAUAUGGGGAAUAAAAUAAUGAUUCAUUGUUUUCCAGGGCUGUGCAUUUGAUGGAUGUGUUCCUCAAAAAGACUACAGUAGUAUACUCUGAUAAGGAUGUUCAUCUGAUAGGUUGCACCUGCAUCUAAAUGGCCUCAUAAAUUGAAGACGCAUCUCCUAUAGAAUUGGAGACUAUGUAUGAUACAAUCUGUCAUAAAAAAUUCACAAUCGAUGAAAUCAAUGAAUUCUAUUAGAAAACAUUAGAAACUCUGGAAUAUAAUACUAAUUUUCCAACUUCUUACAGUUACUUGCAAAACCUCUCCUAAUUCAUGUUUGGCCAAUCCUAAGAGUAAUUAUAUGUAAUGUUAUUCUAGUUAUUAAUCCAUGUAUGUUUAAGAAGAGGCCAAUAAUAUUCUUAGAUAUUGCUAUAGAAGUUACACAAUGAUGCAAUACAAUUGGCUCCUCUUGGCGACCACUAUAUUAGGUUAUGCGAUCCAUGUUUUCAAACAGGUUCAUGGUUAUUAUCAAGAUCUGCAAGGUAAGGAUUCUUCGUCUCAAGACGUAAAACAUUAUUUCUAUUUUAUUAGGUAAUGAAACUCAUAGAAAUUGCAGGUGUGAAUUUAGCGGAUUUCGAGAAUUGCUUCGAAAUCUUAUCAGAAUAAUUUAAUUGCAAAUGUCUUGAAAAACAUUGCAGCAGCCAAAGCUGA
Molecule: messenger RNA, 924 nt
Organism: Paramecium octaurelia
Lineage: Eukaryota; Ciliophora; Oligohymenophorea; Peniculida; Parameciidae
Source: the annotation of a GenBank genome assembly